This is a messenger RNA of Lindgomyces ingoldianus, 2682 nucleotides long. RefSeq names its product copper radical oxidase. Lineage: Eukaryota; Fungi; Ascomycota; Dothideomycetes; Pleosporales; Lindgomycetaceae. The record is from RefSeq and is a predicted model, not a curated record. The coding region runs from base 1 to 2682 and encodes 893 amino acids. The transcript has 3 exons.
AUGGUCUGCAACGGCAACCACAGCGAGAUCUGUGGUGGUUCCAAUCGUAUCAAUCUGUACGAAUUCGGACUCGCGAAACCUACACCAGCGGCCCAAACAGGUUGGAUUGCGCAGGGCUGUUAUACGGAUAGUGUGGCCCAGCGAACGCUACAGUUCGGAGGCGUCGUGCAAGGCGCUAUGACGAAUGCGAAGUGUAACGCGGCGUGUGAGGCUGCGGGUUACACGAUCGCAGGCACCGAAUAUGCGGGUGAAUGCUACUGCGAUAAUCAGCUUCGUAAUGGCGGGGGUCUGGCACCGGAUGGAGAUGCUCUCUGCAAUAUGGCUUGCAACGGGAAUGCGACAGAAAUGUGCGGCGGGCCUAACCGACUGAGUCUCUUCAAGCUAUUUGGAUCAUCAACACCAACUGAGACGCCCACGCCUACUGCGACUGAAGCGUCGGCAACGAGGACGAAUACAGCGACGGCUACUGCAACUGGUCUUCCGGCUGGCUUCGAGUACAAGGGAUGUUAUGUCGACGGCCCAGGAUUCCGCAUCAUGAACUUUCAACAGCCGGAUAACCAACAAAUGACCAUCGCUUCGUGCUCAAAUAUUUGUGCAGAUGCGGGAUACACGGUUGCCGGUAUGGAAUACUCUUACCAAUGCUUCUGCGAUAACUUCAUCCGACAAGGCGGAUCCCUCGCUAACGAUGAUACCGAGUGCGGGAUGGCGUGCGCUGGUGCUGCAGGCGAGAAGUGUGGAGGACCAGACAGGCUUUCCGUGUGGGCCACGGGAAAUCUGACCGUAGUCCAGAAGCCGAAGGCCCAAACGACUGGCCUUCCUGGGAACUGGAAGUAUCAGGGUUGUAUUACUGACCCAAUAGAUAAUCGCGUAUUCCCGUGGCAGAGCAUAGAUACAGCUAACAACAGCGCGACUUCUUGCUUGAGCAAAUGUGCCGAAUAUGGCUACAUGGCCGCUGGAAUGGAGUACGGUCAAGAAUGCUACUGUGGAGACCUCGAUGGCAUCGAAGCCUCUGGGUCCCAAAAUGUCUCUGAAACAGAAUGCAACAUGCCGUGCCCGGGUAACCCAGAGGCCCUCUGCGGCGCUGGUCUUCGCCUGACGUGGUACAAAUGGGUAGGCGAUCCAAUUUAUGUCUGGAACUAUCCGCAAGGCGUGAAUGCCGGCGAGUACCGCUUCCUCGUCGGCGGGCCCGUAGUGCCUUUGAUUAGUCAACCGGCCAUUAAUGGCAAGAUCUCCCUGCUUGAGAAGAAAGGUACCGGACCGCCGAAUUCGACGGGAGCUUAUGAGUUCGACCCUUCGCUGUCGGAUAACAUUUUUACGACGUUCAGGGAGAUGCAUGGUAUCAAGACAGACAUCUUCUGUGCAGCGGGAUUGACGAUGCCGGAUAAGGCUGGACGGCAGAUCAACAUUGGAGGAUGGUCCGUUGAGUCGACAUUCGGCGUCCGAAUAUACACUCCCGAUGGCUCCCCCGGUGUAAACGGUACUAAUGAUUGGCAAGAAAACGUCAAUGAGAUUGCGCUCCAGGCCGGGCGCUGGUACCCUACCGGUAUGGUAAUGGCAAAUGGCUCGAUGCUCAUCGUGGGUGGUCAAGAAGGCUCAAACGGCGCUCCAGUUCCUAGCAUGGAAAUCCUUCCUAAAGUCGGCCCGGUAAAGUUUGCCCAGUACCUGAAGGAUACCGACCCGUUCAACCUCUAUCCUUUCCUUGUUGUUCUUCCCUCAGGCGGCAUCUUCAUCCUGUACUAUAAUGAAGCCCGUAUCCUAGACGAAAACACUCUCGAUACCGUCAAGAUCCUGCCCAAGGUCCCCGGCUCUGUCAACAACAUUGCAGGUGGCCGUACAUAUCCCUACGAAGGUACGCAAGUACUGUUUCCACAAUACGCGCCGUACACAGACCCCCUCGAAGUCCUGGUCUGCGGCGGUGCUAUUCCAAAUCCAAACUGGGGCAUCGACAACUGCGUAUCUAUCGCUCCUGACGCUGCAGCUCCCAAGUGGACCAUCGAGCGGAUGCCCACCCGUCGCGUUAUCUCCUGCAUGGCCACUCUCCCCGACGGCACAUUCCUCAUUCUCAACGGCGCCGAGAUCGGAGAAGCUGGGUUCGGACUUGCGGAUAACCCCAACUACAACGCCCUGCUUUACGAUUCCACCAAACCGGCGAACCAGCGUAUCAGUGUCAUGGCCAACACUACCAUUGCGCGUCUAUAUCACUCUGAAGCUGUGUUGAUGGAUGAUGGGAGGGUGUUAGUUAGUGGAUCAGACCCGCAAGACGAGGACUGGCCCGAAGAAUACCGCCUCGAGGUCUUCGUUCCACCGUACAGGCUCUCGGGCGCUGCAGUCCCUACUUUUACCAUCACACAGAAGGACUGGCAGAAUGGUGGCACGUAUGCUUUCCAGUUGACUUCCGCAGUCAGCGGCAAUGUCCGUGUUUCAUUACUUGGCUCGGAGUCCAGUACUCAUGGAAAUAGCAUGGGCGCAAGAAUUCUGUUCCCAGAAGUGUCGUGCUCGGGAGCAAGCUGCACAGUGAAAGCACCACCGGGGCCGUAUGUCUGCCCUCCGGGCUGGUAUAGAAUGUUUGUGCUGGAUGGCCCGACGCCGAGUCAUGCGACGUGGGUGAGGAUUGGAGGUGAUCCCGGGAAGUUGGGGAAUUGGCCGAAUACCCCGGCAUUCCAGCCGCUUCCUGGUGUGUAG